Messenger RNA from Talpa occidentalis (Iberian mole), 1997 nucleotides. RefSeq names its product cholesterol side-chain cleavage enzyme, mitochondrial. The coding region runs from base 193 to 1758 and encodes 521 amino acids. The transcript is spliced from 9 exons. The record is from RefSeq and is a predicted model, not a curated record. NCBI's taxonomy places the organism in Eukaryota, Metazoa, Chordata, Mammalia, Eulipotyphla, Talpidae. Gene Ontology annotation, cellular component: mitochondrial inner membrane. Gene Ontology annotation, biological process: glucocorticoid biosynthetic process; cholesterol metabolic process; cortisol metabolic process. Gene Ontology annotation, molecular function: monooxygenase activity; heme binding; iron ion binding.
CCUUUGUGCUAAAUUCCUUUCUAUCUCAGUACCCCAAGUCCGGGAGGGGCUGUGAGUGAGCUUCAGCCAGCAGGAGGAGGGAGCUGACUCCUUAGUCAGCUUCUCCCUUAGCCUUGAGCCGGUGGUUAUAAGCCGGGACCUGGGGGCCCAGGGCCAGAGUUGCUCGGCUGGCCUUUCUGCCGUGGGGGCAGCAUGCUGGCCAGGGGGCUUCCUCUGCGCCCAGUCCUGGUCAAAGGCUGCCAGCCCCUCCUGGGCACCCCUUGGGAGGGCCCUGGCCAUCCCAGGGUGCCCCCUGGAGAGGGAGCUGGCCUCGCCACUCACCCCAGCCCUCGCCCCUUCAGUGAGAUCCCCUCUCCCGGGGACAACGGCUGGCUAAACCUGUAUCAUUUCUGGAGGGAGAAUGGCCUUCACAAAAUGCACUACCACCAAGAGCAGAAUUUCCAGAAGUAUGGCCCCAUAUAUAGGGAGAAGCUCGGCAGCGUGGAGUCCGUUUACAUCAUCGACCCUAAAGACGUGGCCCUUCUCUUUAAGUUCGAAGGUCCCAACCCUGAGCGCUAUCGAGUCCCGCCCUGGGUGUCCUAUCACCAGCACUUCCAGAGGCCCAUCGGAGUCCUGCUGAAGAAUUCCACGGCCUGGAAGAGAGACCGGCUGACCCUGAACCAGGAGGUGAUGGCUCCGGAGUCGAUAAAGAACUUCAUCCCCCUGCUGGACCCGGUGUCUCAGGACUUCGUCAGCCUCCUGCACAGGCGCGUGGAGCAGCAGGACAUGGGAAAGUUCUCAGGGGACAUCAGCAAUGACCUGUUUCGCUUCGCCUUUGAGUCCAUCACCAACGUCGUAUUUGGGGAGCGCCUGGGGAUGCUAGAGGAAAGAGUGGACCCCGAGUCUGAGCGCUUCAUUGAUGCUGUCUACCAGAUGUUCCACACCAGCGUGCCCAUGCUCCACCUCCCCCCAAACCUGUUCCGUCUGCUCAGGACCAAGACCUGGAAGGACCAUGUGGCUGCCUGGGAUGUAAUUUUUAAUAAGGCCGAGAUGUACACCCAGAACUUCUCCUGGGACUUGAGACAGAAAAGAGAAUUCGACGGUUACCCGGGCGUCCUCUACCGCCUGCUGGAGAGUAAUAAGAUGCUUUUAGAGGACGUCAAGGCCAAUAUCACGGAGAUGCUGGCCGGGGGCGUGGACACGACGUCCAUGACACUGCAGUGGCACAUGUACGAGAUGGCGCGCAGCCCGCAGCUGCAGGAGACGCUGCGGGAGGAGGUCCUGGCCGCCCGGAGUCAGGCCCAGGGAGACCUGAACAAGAUGGUGCAGCUGGUCCCGCUUCUCAAAGCCAGCAUCAAGGAGACACUGAGACUCCACCCCAUCUCUGUGACCCUGCAGCGAUAUGUGGAAAACGACUUUGUCCUUCGAGGUUACUUGAUCCCUGCCAAGACGCUGGUACAGGUGGCCAGCUACGCCAUGGGCCGAGACCCCACCUACUUCUUCAAACCGCACAAAUUUGAUCCCACCCGAUGGCUGGGCCAAAACAAGGACCUCAUUCACUUCCGGAACCUGGGCUUCGGCUGGGGCGUGCGGCAGUGUGUGGGCCGGCGCAUCGCCGAGCUGGAGAUGACUCUCUUUCUCAUCCACCUUCUGGAGAACUUCAGAGUUGAACUCCAGCAUCUCGUGGACGUGCACACCACCUUCAACCUCAUCCUGAUGCCUGACAAGCCCAUCUUCUUCACCUUCCGGCCCCUCCACCGGGGCCCUCCCGGCGGGUGAUCCCAGGGGGUGCCCCUCCCACCACCCAGGGGGGCUGUGGGGUGGGGCCCGCAGGGCAUCUGUGUCUUCACCUGGUCCCCGGCCCCUGCUCCUUUCUGGCACCUCCAACCCGAUGGAAUCGGCGCUCGGUGGUCACUGUCCCGGCUCAGCUCAGCACCCCUCUCUCCCCUCCUUUCCCGGGCUUCUCCGGCAUGUGAGGACAAUAAACUGACGAAACUCAUGAAGGGCUUUUAUUCCAU